Messenger RNA from Vitrella brassicaformis, 1856 nucleotides. Lineage: Eukaryota; Vitrellaceae. The record is from the annotation of a GenBank genome assembly.
CAGACAUUGAAACAAUAUGUAAUGGUGUUGCUUGAAUAUUCAGCCUUCUCCGAAAUGAAAGUGUUUCUCGCUUGUGUCACGCAAGUAUGCCGUCCGUCUCGUACACACAUGCAUGUAUACGCAUGUAUGUGUGAGGAUUGAAUCACGGUAUGGGUGGAUGGAUCGCAUAUAUGGCAAACGCAAAAGGACCCGAUUCCCCCGGCCUUGCCCUCCCACCGACUGUCUAUCAUUCACUGCUCGGUGCGGCGGUUUCUGGCUUUGGACAACAGGAGCUUGUUGUGACCCCGUUUGGCCAAGAAUGAGGUUUCCAUCGGCUCAGCCUCGCCCUCAUGCCAAGGGGAUGUGACCAGCGACUCGUGGCACACGGGGAAAUGUGGCUGGUAGCAGUUGGUGAAGUCGUGGUGGGCUGGGUCGAAAGAAGAGUGGUUGUAUUCCUGCCACUUUGCCACCAACUCCUUGCCAAUGGGGCACCGAACGUCGCUUAUCUUGUCUGCAUUGACUCACCCACCCACACAACCACACAGGCGCAUGGCGAAGACAUAUGCCACCUCCCCACUACCACACACACACACCUGUGAGCAGGCCGAGCAGGCCAUAGUGUAGUUCCGCUAUGGUGCUGAAGAGCAUACCGUCCUGAGCGAAUGACACACACAGACGCGCAAACACACACACACACACAGAGAGAGAGAGAGAGAAUAUGGUGAGGUGGCCGGCCACUUGGAUGUUGUUCGGCCUCUCUCAAUGACCGCGGCAGCCCACCAGGCUCAUGGCGGACUCAACCUGCCCCUUGAACUUUUUGAUGGGAAAGUAGUUGGGGGGCUGGCAACGGCCGUACUUCUUGCUGCAGAUAAAGAGACACGGUACACAUACACUCGCACCAGCCACUGUUUGGUGAUUUGAUCUGAUCUUCAGACUAACUUGUCGUCCAGAAGGAUGGCGUGAGAGACGUCUCCUCUGGUGGGCAGCCCGGGGUAGCCGACGUCCUUCUGCUUGGAGGGUGUCGCCUUCUUAGUGUCUCUGUAGAACCUGCACACAAUACAUACACGCACGUUCACGCGUGCGUGGGUGGACGGAUGGAUGCGUUGGUGUUGUGGAUGGAGAAAGCCGAAUCCCUCUCCUCCAUCCGUGUCUUGUCACAGAUGCAAAUACAUACGCACGUACCGGUCCAGGAAUAGUCUCUCGCCAGCCAGCUCCUCGAUUUUGUCGACGGCGGGAUCAGCGUGCUGCAUUCAUUGGAGGCAAGGGAGGCACGAGAAUAGAUGAUGCGUCUGUCGUACAAACAUAGAUCUACUUCUCACCACGGGCAUUGCGGCGGUCCAGAUGUACAUUUUUACGCCCAGGCUCUUCACUUUCUUCAAGAAGGGCACCACAUGAUGGCGGAGGAGGGUGUGGCGGUCCUCGUCCGCAUAAUAGGGAUGGGGGAAGUGCAAGAUCCCGCCCUCAAUCCUCUCAUUGGAGUCAUCUCGGGCGUAGAUGAGGGUUUCGUCAACUGCACCGUCGCACCACACCACAUCAUAUGGAUGGAGCAGACGAAGAUAUGGCCGCCAUCUCAGCCCUGCUCUUACCGUCGACGUACAUCGUCAGGCCUGCAGACAAAGACCGACCCACACGGAAUGCAUCAAAUAUGUCGCUAUCUGUCGGUGCAGUGGGCAGAUCUGCCGUGCGGUGGCCACCCACCUUCGGUUGUGGUGGCAUUGGUAGUGUGGGCAUGAACGGAUCUGACGGCAUCGGAUGGCUUGGCGUCGAAUGGCUUGGCGGAGAGGCAAACGAGGAGGAGAGAAAGGAGGGAGAUGAAACGAAACAUGAUGCUGAUGAAGGAUGGAUGGAUGGAUGGAUUGGGGAGGAACGGGAACCGG